This is a messenger RNA of Haplochromis burtoni (Burton's mouthbrooder), 2337 nucleotides long. RefSeq names its product cell division cycle 123 homolog (S. cerevisiae) (gene cdc123). Bases 83 to 1111 code for a protein of 342 amino acids. The record is from RefSeq and is a predicted model, not a curated record. Gene Ontology annotation, cellular component: cytoplasm. NCBI's taxonomy places the organism in Eukaryota, Metazoa, Chordata, Actinopteri, Cichliformes, Cichlidae. The transcript has 14 exons.
UGCACCAUGGAAAUGAUUCCCUGAGCGAAAACUUAUGGCACGGUUUUUAAUUGUACCAACAGCUAACUAAUGAUAUUGCAGCAUGAAGAAGGAGCAAGUUGUCAACUGUCAGUUUUCGGUUUGGUAUCCGAUAUUUAAGAAACAUACGAUUAAAAGUCUGAUUCUUCCACUGCCUCAGAAUGUAAUAGACUAUUUACUGGACGAUGGGACACUGGUAGUCUCUGGAAGUGACCACAACACACAGCAGACACAAACUAACAACAGCGACUCAGAUGCAGAGGAAGACAUUCAGUGGUCAGACGAUGAAACAACUACAACAGUCACUGCUCCUGAGUUUCCAGAGUUCACCUCUAAAGUGCUGGAGGCCAUAAACAGCCUGGGUGGGCGUGUAUUCCCUAAACUCAAUUGGAGCGCACCACGGGAUGCGAACUGGAUUGCUCUGAACAGCUCCCUGCAGUGUCGCAGCCUCAGUGAUAUAUUUCUGCUCUUCAAAAGUUCCGACUUCAUCACGCAUGACCUCACGCAGCCAUUCCUUCAAUGCAGCGACCAGGACUCCCCAGACCCAGUCAUCAACUAUGAGCUGGUACUGAGGAAGUGGAGUGAGCUGAUUCCUGGCGGAGAGUUUCGCUGCUUUGUCAAAGAAAACAAGCUGAUCGCUAUCUCCCCGAGAGACUACACGCAGUAUUACCAGCACAUCCUGAAGCAGGAGGAGCAGAUAAGCCAGGCCAUUCAGGACUUCUUCAGCCAGCACAUCCAGUACAACUUCCUGGAUGAAGACUUUGUGUUUGAUGUUUACAGAGACAGCCAGGGGAGGGUGUGGCUCAUCGACCUGAACCCAUUCGGAGAGGUGACUGACUCGCUGCUGUUCACCUGGGGCGAGCUGACGUCUGGAGAGGUCGCAGAGCAGCAGGAAGGCCCGGCGUUCCGCUACACCACCAGCGAGGUGACGGUGCAACCCAGCCCCUGUCUGAGCUACAGAAUUCCACGGGACUUUGUUGACCUCUCCACAGGAGAGGAUGCAUACAAACUUAUCGACUUCCUCAAGCUGAAGAAAAGCCAACAGGAAGAGUCUGAGGAGGAGGAGGAAGAGCAGGAGAACGCGCCACAGUGACAUCAGCGUCAUCGGCUCUCCAUAUAAAAUCUGCAUGAAGUGACUCUUCACCCUCUCUUCUGUUUCAGCACCAGUUCCUUCUACUUUUUUUUUUUUUUUUAAAUCUCAGAAUGGUACGCGGUGUACCCGGGAUUUCCUAAAUAGCUCCUUCACAUUACUCGAAUGGAGCAUGUUAAAUUAGCAGAUCGCGUUACCCGUUCCUUAGGGACUCAUUUCCUUCGACACUGCCUAGCGCCUUAUUGCCGAUCUUAAUAGAGGCCUCUGCCGUGUCCAGGGGUUGGUUAUUUCACUUUUUGACUGUGUUACUGUAAAAUGAUGUAUUCAUUAACAAUGUAAAGAAUGUUUGCUUUUAUACUUUGAGCCUGUGGAGUAGUCUGUGUAUCUUUAUCACAUCUCAAAAACAGUCUCUCUUGGUUUGAAAUCAAUUUGAUACACACACACACACACACACACACACACACACACACACACACACACACACACACACACACACACACACACACACACAGUGUCAGUUUGUUUCUUUACCUAUGGGGCUGACAGACUUCUCUAUUUAGCACCAAAGCCCUUCAUCACUGAGUCACCUUUAAUUUUCUUGCCAGAAAUCCCAGCUCCUCCAUCUUUCCCUGCCAAUUUCCUCUGAGCAGUUUUGACACAGUCAUUGCUCCCAGCGCUCAUUUGGAGUCCUGUUAUUUCUUUUUUCUCUCUCCCCUCAUCACGCAUCAAUGUAGACUGUUGCUCCAAAGAACACCAUUAAACUUCUUUGUCGUGUAUUGACUCGGCUGUCAGUCUGGUGGGUGCUGUAAACCAGCACAUUAGAAAUUGAUUGCACUGUUACGCAACAGCUCUCAUUACCCCGAGAGCUAAAUGAGCUCCGCACGCACGACACAGGGCAGUACUUUUGUUUCUUUUCCUUUUUUCCCCCUUUUCCUCUUCACUGGAUUGAUGGAGCAAUUAUGGGGAGAUGAAAGAGUGGGUGUCAGAGGUACAGCUCGCCAGGUAAACCGCUGUGGACGAGCAGCAACAGUGUGCAUGACACAAAUAUUGUGAAUAAUGUCAUCAUUAUGAAACUGAAACGUGUAUGUAAACAUCCAGUUUGACCUGCAAAUAAGGACGAGCUUGUCUGCUGAAAUGUGACAAAGGGUAUUUGCUGCUGGGGGGAGGGGGCAAAUCACAAAAUCUGAUCGUGAUCAUAAAGACUAAAUAAAGGGUAAAUACAAAGCUUA